Musa acuminata AAA Group (dessert banana) is the source of this 686-nucleotide messenger RNA. RefSeq lists its product as uncharacterized. Lineage: Eukaryota; Viridiplantae; Streptophyta; Magnoliopsida; Zingiberales; Musaceae. Bases 42 to 548 code for a protein of 168 amino acids. Gene Ontology annotation, molecular function: acyltransferase activity, transferring groups other than amino-acyl groups. The transcript has a single exon. The record is from RefSeq and is a predicted model, not a curated record.
CAUUCGUACAGCAUCAGGCUUCCAAGUUUAGAGCCAGGAAAAUGGAUCAAAUCCCCCACCUCGGAGAUGAUGAAGAAAAGAAGUCGCUUCGAUUCCAGCUCUCCGAUCUGGACGAGUUCAUGGAGUGGGCGUCCGACGACCGAGUCAUUCGAUUCCUCCGCGAGCCACGGACGGACAGAGCAGCGGCGCUCGGCCACCUAAAAGGCCGCAUCAUGCCGCACCCGUGGUACCGAGCCAUCUGCGUCGAAGACCGGCCCGUCGGCUGGGUCUCCGCCACCCCGGCGCCGGACGACAGCCUACACCAGGCCUCGCUGGGGUACGGCCUUGCUUACGACCACCGAGGGAGAGGAAUCAUGACCGCUGUGGUGAAGAAGGUGGUGUCCGUCCUCUUCGAGGAGUGGCCGCAGCUCGAGAGGGUAGAGGCGUUUGCCGCUGCGGAGAACGGGAGGUCUCAGCGAGUGCUGGACAAAGCUGGGUUCACGAGAGAGGGAGUGUCGAGGAGGUACGCCAUGCCGAGGGGGGUGAGCAGAGAUGUUCCCGUGCACUGAUCCCAUGACUGCUUGACGUAUGUUUACGUAGGCAACUCAGAGCGACUGUUAUAUUACCUUAGCCAGCGUUGACUGUUAUCAAGACAUGAGAUCGGACGGAUGCUAACGAUCCCAAAGAUUUGACGUGGCACUGUAAUA